Messenger RNA from Acanthisitta chloris (rifleman), 919 nucleotides. RefSeq names its product G-protein coupled receptor 12-like. The annotation marks the transcript as partial. The transcript has a single exon. Lineage: Eukaryota; Metazoa; Chordata; Aves; Passeriformes; Acanthisittidae. Gene Ontology annotation, cellular component: membrane. Gene Ontology annotation, biological process: G protein-coupled receptor signaling pathway. Gene Ontology annotation, molecular function: G protein-coupled receptor activity. The record is from RefSeq and is a predicted model, not a curated record.
UGGCAGCUCCUUGGACCUGGAAUCUGUGAUGCAACCCCUUGCCUUGAACCCAUGGGACGUUGUCCUCUGCAUCUCUGGGACCAUCAUCUCCUGUGAGAAUGCCAUCGUGGUGGUGGUCAUCUUCUACACUCCAGCUUUCCGGGCUCCUAUGUUCCUCCUCAUCGGCAGCUUGGCCACAGCUGACCUCCUGGCUGGUUUGGGGUUGAUCCUGCACUUUGCCUUUGUCUACUUCAUGCCUUCAGAAGCUGUCAGCCUGCUCACUGUGGGGCUCCUGGUCACCUCCUUCACAGCCAGUGUCAGCAGCUUGCUGACCAUCACCAUCGACCGCUACCUGUCCCUCUACAACGCCCUGACCUACUACUCGGAGAGGACAGUCACCAGGACUUACAUCAUGUUGAUCCUCACCUGGGGAGCCUCCAUCUGCUACGGGCUCCUUCCCAUCAUGGGCUGGAACUGCCUGAAGGAUCCUUCUGCCUGCAGCAUCGUCAAACCGCUGAUGAAGAACCACCUCAUCAUCCUCUCUGUCUCUUUCUUCAUGGUGUUCGCCGUGAUGCUCCAGCUCUACGUGCAGAUCUGUAAGAUAGUGUCCCGGCACGCCCACCAGAUCGCCGUGCAGAGACACUUCCUGGCCAGUUCCCACUACGUCACCACCCGAAAAGGCAUCGCCACCCUGGCUGUCAUCCUGGGCACCUUCGCGUCCUGCUGGUUGCCCUUCGCCAUCUAUUGUCUCCUGGGGGAUUACAGCUACCCAGCCCUCUACACCUACGUCACCCUCCUCCCUGCCACCUACAACUCCAUGAUCAAUCCCGUCAUUUACGCCUUCAGGAACCAGGAGAUCCAGAAAGUGCUGUGGACCGUGUGCUGUGGGUGCUUCUCCUCCACUCUGCCUUUCCGCUCCCGCUCCCCCAGUGACGUCUGA